Messenger RNA from Eimeria acervulina, 414 nucleotides. RefSeq lists its product as hypothetical. Lineage: Eukaryota; Apicomplexa; Conoidasida; Eucoccidiorida; Eimeriidae. The transcript is spliced from 3 exons. The record is from RefSeq and is a predicted model, not a curated record. The coding region runs from base 1 to 414 and encodes 137 amino acids.
AUGGAGGGGACCUCUAAGACGCCCCUGCAGCCGCUGUUGCUGCUGCUGCUGCAGCUGAGGCAAGACGUGGGGACGGACCCCAGAGAUGAUCGCCGCGAGCUCUUCGUCAACACCGUGUGCAACGGAAGCAGCAAAAGGGACGAACAGCUGCUCCAACUGCUGCAUCAGCAGCAACAGCAGCCGCCACAGCAGCAGCAGCAGCAGCAGCUGCAGCGGGGCCUGGCGCCAGGCCUGCACCUGCCGCCUUCUCCUCCCCGCAGCAACACUCCUUCUCGCAGCCACAGGCUCAGCAGCAGCUGCUGCAGCAACAGAAGCACGCCACCCGCAGCAGCAGCUGCAGCAGCAGCAGCAGCAGCAGCAGCAGCGUCAACAUCCAUAGCUCUACAUACCCACCAAAGGCAACAGAACAUUUAA